AUGGUUCAACGUAUACCGCUCCGAGCAGUAGUCGGUCUGCUUUCUGUGGCUGUGGCCAUGAUUGCUUUGUUCGGUGCAUCGCCGCUUAAAGCAUUCUCGUCAACAUUGCAAAGGGCAGGAGUCAAGUGGUACAGCACAGAAAAGAAUUCAACAGUUCUGCCAGCUGCUUCGACAAUAAAAACUCCUGUCUACUUCUUUAGCCAUGGUGGUCCGGACGUUCAAUACAACACAAAGCAUCCUGUGUACCCCAUUCUUCAACAGAUUGGUAAAGAAAUCACCCAUCAGGUCAAACCAAAGGCCGUGGUCGUCUUCUCGGCGCAUUGGAUGGGAGAGGAGGAUACCAUCCAUAUCAACAAUGCAAUCAGUGCUGACCUCAUCUACGAUUUCUAUGGCUUCCCUGAUCACUUUUACAAGGCCGAGUAUCCCAACAAAGGAAGCCCUGAGCUCGCGAGCAAGAUCAUGGUGAUGCUUUCAGAAGCCGGGAUCCAGUCCUAUGGAAUGAAACGUGGCCUUGAUCAUGGCGUGUUCUCUGGUUUCCACGCUGCUUUUAAUCCUAAAACAAAUCCUUUGAACGUUCCGCUGGUCCAGGUCUCUUUGUUCAAGAGCGAAGAUCCUCAUGCUCACUAUGCCCUUGGCCGCGCCGUCUCUGCACUCCGAGAAGAAGGAAUCGUCAUCAUCGGUGCUGGGAUGUCAGUACACAACUUGCGCGACAUGCAUCACAUGUUUGAGGGUAACACAGAACCACUCCCAUACGUUGUGAGUUUCGACAACGCCCUCAAGGAGGCCGUGGAGGCCGAACCUGAUGUCCGCGAGAAAAACAUGGCUGCGUUAUGCAAGAGAGGAGACGCAAAGCAAGCACACCCUUUCAUGGACCACCUGAUGCCUGUUUUCAUCGCUGCAGGCGCGGCUGGCGAAGAUAGGGGGAAACAAACUUGGACAUUGCAUGAGGGUAGCUUCGGUUGGUCGCAGUUCCGUUUCGGUGACGUCCCUUCAUCUUAG
Molecule: messenger RNA, 999 nt
Organism: Fusarium pseudograminearum CS3096
Lineage: Eukaryota; Fungi; Ascomycota; Sordariomycetes; Hypocreales; Nectriaceae
Exons: 4
Coding region: 1-999 (332 amino acids)
Molecular function (GO): ferrous iron binding; oxidoreductase activity, acting on single donors with incorporation of molecular oxygen; zinc ion binding
Source: RefSeq, a predicted model, not a curated record